GCAGCCUUUACUGGAGUCACCUUCGACCAGCCAGACUUCUUCUUGCGUCAUUCAAAGAUGCGGAGUGGACAAUCACUUUGGACACAAACGCUGGUACUAACUUCUUUACUACUAUGGGAAACCCUUCGGGCUUCCGAGUCCCCCGUCAGCGUGCCGGCACCUGAACUCCUGAUCCACUCGUCGUCCGGGGACUCGGUGGUCCUGGUUUGCCGGGCCUCAGAAGGCCAUCGCGGGGUUCUCUUCAAACUGUUCAAAUUAAGGGAUGAGGUGGACUCAAAGGAGCUGCCCCCCACUGAGGAGGUCCUCUUCACUGUGCAACGCGGGGGGGCAACAAAAUCGGAACUCUUCUGCUGUAUGUAUAAAAACCAGCAAGGCCUCUACAGCGCUGCCAGUCCUUAUUUUUCCGUACAACCUCUAACGGAUGUUGUCCCCACGACGGGCGCACCCACCCUGCCGCCUCCGAUCUUAUCGGUGGAGCCCUCGGGCGGGACGGUCGAAAGCGGCGACACGUUGCACUUCCGCUGUUCCGUCCCAGCACUUCAGUCCGCCCACAAACCGAGCGCCUUCAUUUUGCUGAGGGCGGCCUCGGGCGGAGACUCCGUGAUCAGUCAGCACCGCGAUUCCCAAGUGGGAACGUUCAGCGUGGGGCCGGUGAAGCAGGGGGAGGGCGGCGAGUACGCCUGCUUCUACCACAUGACCAGUGGAGAGGACGUCGUCAAUUCGACCUUCAGCAACAAGAUCCAAAUCAUGGUCAAAGGUGAUCUUCCCGCCCCCACCCUCGUUCUCCAGCACCACACUCAAGUGUGGCACAUGCUCUGCACGGGCUCCCCGUCGUACCCCGGAGCAGUGUUCACCUUGUACCUGGUGGACAGCCGACUUCCCGUCGCCAGUUACCACGUGCCGGUCACCAGCCAUGAGACCGCCUUCCCGGUGCCGGUGCAGGACACGCUGUUGGCCUUGUACCAGUGCCAGUACAGCGUCCUCUUGGGAGGGAAAUGGACUAAUUCCGAACGCAGCCGCCCGCUGGCCAUUUCCAAAGGUCUUCCUCAUGCACCAUCACCAGACGUGUCAGCUGUCGACUGGCCUCUCAUACUUGGUUCCUUUUCCGCUGUGGUGCUCUUCCUUUGCUCACUUGGCCUCCUGCUGCUGGUGGUGCGCAAACGAGUCAAAGCAGCAUCUGAUAAAAAGAAGGAAAGGAUGGAGGCAAAAUUUUGGACUCAAGUUCACGCCAAGGAUCAUGUUGUUGACCUAACCCUCAGGUGUACCAGCGUUACCUCACAGGAAUGGGUCGGCGGUGACGCGGGCGUCGACACCACCUCCAGAUCCCCAAUAUGGACCUCCCACUCCACAUUCACAAACCCCAUCCAUUAAAAAUAGUCUCUCCUUCAAUCUCUUUUUUUCCCCCUUUCUUUUUUUUGUCUCUUUGUAUAUUUAUAUUUUACGAUUGUGCGUCUGUGUAGCAUCAGCUGGCUUUAAACGCAGUAGGACAGGAAAAGCAAUUUCCUUACUUCCUGUUUCAUGUGGAGAGACACGCUUGUAUCAUUAAACGGGAUGUGUUGUUUUUGUUUUUGUUUUUUUACC
Syngnathoides biaculeatus (alligator pipefish) is the source of this 1581-nucleotide messenger RNA. RefSeq lists its product as uncharacterized. Bases 58 to 1371 code for a protein of 437 amino acids. The record is from RefSeq and is a predicted model, not a curated record. The transcript is spliced from 11 exons. Lineage: Eukaryota; Metazoa; Chordata; Actinopteri; Syngnathiformes; Syngnathidae.